Vanrija pseudolonga is the source of this 882-nucleotide messenger RNA. RefSeq lists its product as uncharacterized. The coding region runs from base 1 to 882 and encodes 293 amino acids. Lineage: Eukaryota; Fungi; Basidiomycota; Tremellomycetes; Trichosporonales; Trichosporonaceae. The transcript has 3 exons. The record is from RefSeq and is a predicted model, not a curated record.
AUGGCCCCCGUCAAGCCGGACAAGCCGCAGCUGGCUCUAGCAGCGUACGAUCGGAAGCGGCGUAAGGGCGAGCUCGCCGUUCAAUCCAGCCACCUCUCGCAGUCCCAGGUCAUCCAGCUGCACGCCAACCGCCUAGCAAAGGAGAUCAUCACGCGGCACCUCUCGCCACCCCCCGUCGACGACGUGCCGCCGGUCGGCCGGCCCCUGCCCCUGCCGCCACUGCCCUUCGCGGUGGCGGCGGAGCGUGUCGCACCGGUGUCUGCUGCUGUGCCACUGGACGCGGCCGACGAGGAGCCGCCGCCGAGCUAUGAGGAGACGAGCGCGAGCUACGACGUGCUUAAGGCCGGUACUUUUCAGGUGCUGGACGCGCAGCGCGACUUGAAGGCAUCUGUCCUACGCGCUCUGGGAGAGCAGAAGGGGCCGGUCCCCCAGUCGUCCUCCACGGUCGGCACAGGCGGCCAGGGAGAGAGGCCGCUGCCUGUCGUGCCUCCGCCAACACAUGGUGCCAUCGCCGAUCUUCCAAGCCGCGCGGCGCAAGGGGCUCGUGAGCCGGAAAAGCGGCGCAACGCGCUCGAGUCUUUCGCGACAUCUACAAGCCCGCCGCCCGUGCCCGUGCCAUAUAGCCGGCUCGUGCCGGAGAAGGAGAGGCAACGCGCCCUCGAGGCCUUCGCGAUCCCGCCGCCAAAACGGCCUCUUACCACCGAUCAUCAGGGCGACGGCGACGGCGACGGCGACGUCCGCAUCCAGCACCUUGAGGCGUUGCUGGCAUUAUUCGCCCCCCAGCUGGGCGACGUGGCGGUCGUCGAUACGGCCGCGCUGGCCUCGCUCGCCCGGAAGGCUGCGGGUGCCACUGAGGAAAAGGAGGGUCAGGGGGCUGGAUGA